AUGUGGGUGGAAACUGGAAUCAAUUACAUGCAAGGGUUGAGGCAGCUUGCCUUGGUUUUGGAGCCCUCGCUGUCGGCCUGGCGCGCGCAGCACAGCGCUGAGGAGCAGUCUGUGGUGCCUGCUGCGGUUUGUUUGCGAGAAGGUGCCAGCUCUGCCCAGACGGACAGCGCGGGACCUGACCUUGCUCUGCGGCUGGGCUCCUUGCUGCCCGCCUGUUGUCUUCAGCAGUGCCAAGGGAUACCAAAGAGCUGCAGCAGGGACAGCAUUUGCCCAAGGGACGGCAAAACAGACGCAAAACAUGAGGAAGAUCCUUCGCUACAGCAGUCAGAACGUGCUUUGAAGAUAAAGAGCAAGAACGUGCAGUUUAUGAAUUUAAGAAGCACAGGAACUCUGAACAACAAAAGCUGUUUAGAUGAGACCACUUAUGAAAAACUGGCUGAAGAAACACUGGACUCCUUAGCAGAUUUCUUUGAGGAUCUCACAGAUAAGCCUUUUACCCCAGAAGAUUAUGAUGUAUCUUUAGGGAGUGGAGUUUUAACAGUUAAACUGGGUGGAGACAUGGGAACAUAUGUAAUCAAUAAGCAAACACCAAACCGACAGAUUUGGCUCUCCUCACCCACUAGUGGGCCCAAGCGCUACGACUGGACUGGACGGAGCUGGGUGUAUUCCCACGACAGCGUCUCCCUUCAUGAGCUUCUAUCAAAAGAACUUUCCACAGCGUUAAAAACAAAACUAGAUUUGUCCUGCUUAAUAUAUUCUGGGAAAGAAGAUACUUGAUGAUCAUUUUCUACCUCAAGGAAAUUGAAAGACUUUAACCAGGAGCCCUUGCUAGGUUUCCGAAGUACCUAAGCUUAAUUCUGUUGUUUUUCUUUGCAUCACUGUGUUGUGUAACAACAUGAAAAAUAAUAUAUUUUUCUUUAGCGAUCAGUGUUUGGGUUUCUGUGUCUCUGCCUCAAUU
Tinamus guttatus (white-throated tinamou) is the source of this 958-nucleotide messenger RNA. The record is from RefSeq and is a predicted model, not a curated record. NCBI's taxonomy places the organism in Eukaryota, Metazoa, Chordata, Aves, Tinamiformes, Tinamidae.